Camellia sinensis is the source of this 615-nucleotide messenger RNA. Its product is annotated as UDP-glycosyltransferase 91A1-like. The record is from RefSeq and is a predicted model, not a curated record. Lineage: Eukaryota; Viridiplantae; Streptophyta; Magnoliopsida; Ericales; Theaceae.
AUGGAGCUCAUAGCCCAAAAUGGUCUAAGAGUCUCUUUCGUAUCCACUCCUAGAAACAUCCAGACUCCCCAAAUUGCCUCCAAAUCUAUCCCCUUUCAUCAAUUUAGUGAUAUCCAAAGUGGACCAACUCCUCCGAAACGCAAAAUCCACACUCGAUCUUCGCCACCACAAAGUCAAGUACCUCGUGAAGGCCUUUUCCUACGAUCAACUCCAACAGCCCAUGCCUCAGAUUCUCUCAGAUUUAUCUCCCCAUUGGGUAAUUUACGAUUUCGCACCAUAUUGGCUCGGCCCUCUUGCCUCCAAACUCGGCAUCCCCAGAGUCUUCUUCAGUGCCUGCGUUGUGCUUUUUGGGUCCUGUACCAGUGUCAAAGCGCACGAGUGGUGGAGACGAUCGCACAACACCAGAGGACUUCACUCACUGCUAAACCUAAAUGGAUCCCAUUUGAAUCAAAAAUCGGGUUUAAGCUUUUCGAGAUUAACUUCAACGACAUAUCCACCAAUGAUGAAAACGUUCCGACUACAUUUCAUUUUGGAGCGGAGAUUGAAGCUUGUGAUAUCUUGGCUGUGAGAAGCUCUAAUGAGUUCGAACCCGAAUUAUGGAAGAGAUUCACAUGA